UUUUUAGUUUUAUUUCUUUUUCUCUUUCUCAUGUUUAUUCUCCUACUUUCCUAGCCUACACCUUCUUUCUUCCUCGCAAGUUUUGGAUGAAUCAUCGUUCAUAUUCUUCAUUCACUAAUGCAAUCGCCAGUCCUUCCUUAAUUUGGAUACAGAUUUCAUUUCACCAAAUUGGAUAACAAUCAUUCCUCUGUUGAUUCUUUUUCUUUAAUAGAAUUGCGUUUCAAUUCAUGAUCCUGCCGGAAACUAUGUUGCAUUCCGAUAUCGAUAUGGAUUCAUCGGACGCUCUCCGCUGCAAGCGUAACGACGGUGUUCGUUGGCGCUGCAAGGAGCUGGCCUCGCCUGGGAAAUCGUAUUGUGACAGGCACUUGAUCCAACUCAUGAAGCAAAGUUUGAAUAAGGUGCGGAAUUAUGGAGAUAGAGGUUUCUGUUCCGGCGGUAGAGUUGUGGAGGAGGCGGCGAAGAGGAACGAGGUUAGACCACGGUUUGGAUCGCUAGGGGAAGAGAGUGAGGAUGAGCUAGACCGAAAUGGAAGUCUGGUGAGGAAACAGAAAAGGCAGCUCUCUGAUUGUAAUAGAGAGAACAAUUUUUUUAAGGAUGCUACAAUCGCGAGAGAUUCUGGAAAAUCUGAAUUCACGGCUUUCAAAUUGAGUAACGGAAAGGAUACGGCCGAUUCUGUGAAAAGGCUUGGCGCGUCUGCGAAGCGCAAGAGAAAUCAUGUUGUAACGAAUGGAAAAUCGGUCGAGACGGAUAAGCCUAAUAAAAAGAACGGUGGGAGUUUGAUGUGUCAUCAGUGUCUGCGGAGUGAUACAAGUGGGGUUGUCUUUUGUUCAAAUUGCCAAAGGAAACGGUUUUGCUAUAGGUGUAUUGAACGAUGGUACCCUGAUAAAACAAGGAAGGAUGUUGAGAAUGCAUGUCCAUGUUGCCGUGGUCACUGUAAUUGCAAGGCUUGCUUAAGAGAGUUUGUUGAGUUUGCUCCCAAAGAAUUAGAUGCAAGUGUAAAAGUAGAGCGAUUAAAAUUCUUGCUACACAAGGUUCUGCCCAUUCUCAGGCAUAUUCAAAGGGAACAGAGUUAUGAACUAGAGGUUGAAGGCAAUAUACAGGGUGCUCAAUUGAAAGAAGUGGAUGUAAAAAGAAUAAAGCUAGUUCAGACAGAGCGCAUGUAUUGUGACAAUUGCAAUACUUCGAUCUUCAACUUUUACAGAAGCUGCUUCAACCCAAACUGUUCUUACGAUCUAUGUCUUAGCUGCUGUAAAGAGUUGAGGGAAAGUUUCCAUUCUGAAGGUAGCGAGACACAUAUUUAUUGCGAAGUUUUUAGAAGUAAAUUAUCUAGUCAACAAUAUCAUCAAUGCAUCAAUGUGCUGGCAGGAAGAGAUUGUCAGUUGACAUCUACAUCUCAGACUUCUGUCGGUGGCAUGGCAUCAAGUUCCCAGGUCUGGAGUGCGAAUCCUGAUGGUAGUAUACCAUGUCCUCCAAGAAAACGCGGGGGCUGUGGGAUUGCAAGUUUGGAGUUGAGACGUUCCCUUAAAGCUGAUUGGGCUACGAAGUUAGUUGAAGGAGCAGAGGAGCUUACAAGCGAUUACACAUUACCUGAUACUUGUUCUUCUGAAAUCUGUUCAUCAUGCUGUCUUAACAGUAAUGAAGUCAGACAAGCAGCUUUUAGGGAAAAUAGUCGCGACAAUUUCUUAUACUCCCCGAAUGCUUUGGAUAUAAUGGAUGACGGUGUUAACCAUUUUCAAACGCACUGGAUGAAGGGUGAACCUGUUAUCGUCAGAAAUGUUCUUGACAAAACAUCUGGUCUUAGUUGGGAACCUAUGGUUAUGUGGAGAGCUUUUAGACAAACAGGUGCUAAUGUGAAGUUCAAAGAGGAGACAUGCAGUGUGAAGGCUAUUGAUUGCUUGGAUUGGUGUGAGGUAGAGAUAAAUAUCCACCAGUUUUUUGUCGGAUACUUAGAAGGCCGUAUGCACAGAAAUGGAUGGCCAGAAAUGUUGAAACUGAAGGAUUGGCCUUCAUCCACUUCAUUUGAGGAGCGUUUGCCUAGGCAUUGUGCCGAAUUUAUUGCAGCACUUCCUUACAGUGAAUAUACCCACCCAAAAUAUGGUCUUCUGAAUCUAGCUACCAAACUUCCUGAGGGUUCACUGAAGCCUGACAUGGGACCCAAAACUUAUAUCGCAUAUGGAUACCCGGAGGAGCUGGGCAGAGGUGAUUCCGUAACAAAGCUUCACUGCGAUAUGUCUGAUGCGGUAAAUGUACUGACCCAUACAAGUAAAGUUAAUCUUAAGACCUGGCAACGUGCUAUCAUUGAAAAGAGGCAAAAACAUUUUGCUGCUGAAGAUUGUUCUGAACUAUAUGGUGGAAAGAAAAGUACGUCUGAUGAUACAGAAAAGGAUUCUGAAUGUAAACAAAAUCAAGUUACAGAUCCAUCAAUGAUUGAAAAACCAUUAGGAGAAUCAAAGGCUCAGAGCAGCGGACAGUUUGACAAACAUGAUUACAACUCUUCCAAUUUAACAGAUGUUACUGUCAGAAAUUCAUCUGUGGACAUGUGUAGUACUGGUGCUUCAGCUGAUAUCUUUUGUUCAAAUGGACCCAAGUCUGCUCAGACAUUAGUUAUUGCACACACCCCCAGUCAGCGCUGUGGUCAAUCUUCUAACGGUACUAGUAAAAUCAAUCAUGAAACUUAUGAUACAGAAAAGGCCUCGGGUUGCAAUGAAGUUAAUGAUCUAAGACCAAGUGAUUCAAUUAAGAAUGGGGCAGAUAGUCAUUUAGAAGAUGAUGAAAAAAUGGAGGUUGCUACUGGUGGAGCUGUUUGGGACAUUUUCCGUAGGCAGGAUGUUCCCAAGAUAGUCAAGUACUUAGAAAAGCACCAGAAGGAAUUUCGUCAUAUCAAGUGUAAACCUGUAAAUUCUCUUGUUCAUCCAAUUCAUGAUCAGACUGUUUUUUUUAAUGCAAAACACAAGAAGCAGCUGAAGGAGGAGUUUGGUGUUGAACCCUGGACAUUUGAACAAUUCAUUGGUGAGGCAGUUUUCAUUCCAGCAGGAUGCCCUCACCAAGUUCGAAAUAGACAGUCAUGCAUAAAAGUAGCUAUGGACUUUGUAUCCCCGGAAAAUGUAGAAGAAUGCUUUCAGUUGACAGAGGAGUUCCGUUUCCUCCCAAAAACACAUAGAGCUAAGGAAGACAAAUUGGAGGUUGGUUUCUGUUUGAACUAAAAAAAUUGUGUAAAAGGUAAAGAUUCGGUUACUUAGAUGGUUUACCAUCACUAGAGUGGAAUGAAAACCUCAGGACUUGGAGGGGGAUUCAACGAAGUCAUGGUAAAAUUGCCCUAAAUAUGCUUGGAAUAGGAAGGGCUGGAAGUAACCAGCCUGAGGUAGUUCCAAUAUCGUGUUUUGCCUGCAGAUUGUACAUUCUUCACCGGUUUUUUGAUGCUCCAAUUCAUCCAUUGGAAAAACGGAAAAAAGGAAAAAAAUAAAAAGCUCCCAACAAUCAUUUAUAAGUUCAUAAAAAAACUAGAGUAGCCGUCAGAAGUCCCAUCAGAAGAAAUGCAAAAGGAGAUUCUGGAUUAGGGUGAGAUGGGUGAGCUAUGACGAAUCUUUAAUACUGUGAGUCAAGGAUUUAAACAUGGUAUUUAGAGUUUGGACUCUGGAUUCUCUAUUAGAUCAUCCAACAGGAGCAUAUGAGGAUCGAUCGUCAGUGCCCUACUUUUCGACCCUUUAAAGGGGUAUGCAUAAAUGGAUAAUGCAUUUUGAGGGAAUGGUUUGUUGAGGUUAAAAAAAUGACACUUUAUGCUGCAAGUUCUGCUAUCAGAGAGAUCAGAGAACUGCUGUUAAAGCUUGACUGAGAAAUCCUUCAAUUAUCUUUUUGAGUAACACGGGGAAAAUAGACGCUUCAAUCCUCCCAGCUAACCAGCCACAUACUAAAUUGACAGAAUUAUCUGCAGCGUUGGACUAUCCCGCAUGAUGUUUAUAUGCGGAAAGGUGAGGAUAACUACAUCUAUGGAGCAACUGUGAAGUCUGUUUUCUAUUAUUCAAGAAGCUGACGAAGGUUGAAAAUAGCAAGCCAACAUUUUAGCUAAUAAAUAGAUCGGCAAACAUUCCCUUAUUUAUUAGACAGCAAAAGAAAUAUGGAUGCUGACAAAGUGCCUUUCUCGAACUUGAGAACACUGGAUCAUUUGAAGUAGAAUGGAGGCUUCGUGAUUAUUGGCCGCGGAAUACUGUAGAAGCUUGCUACAAUCUUUUUCAUUGUUGUGGUAAGAACUUGAUCUUUGUGUGAACAGUGAAUGAAAAUACUUUAAAUGGCGAUGCAAGAAGAAAAUUUUCUCUAUGCCUUAAGGAGACCUAGAAGCGAUUUGGUAGAGAUCUCAGUUGUCAAGCCUCUACCUAAACGUUAGAGAAAAGUCGAUGAAAAUUAAUGUUGGAGACUUCCUCAGCCUCCUAACUAUGGAUAAUUUAGCGGAUAAUUCAGCUUAGUUUCUUGAACCUCUUGAGAGAAAGGGACUCAAAAACUGCCAAAGAAAAGGUAAAUUGCAAGAAAACCCCAACUACUUCGAGGAAAUAUGUUGACAAAUUCAUGGCAAGUCGGCCAAUUCGGGAAGCAGCUGGGGUCCUUAAGAUUGAAAGAAAGAGCAUCUCGAUUGGCACAUUCUCCAGCAGGAGAAAUAGUAAGAGAGGACAAGCAGCUUUAUCGAUGAAGGGUUGAUGGGUUUACAGCAAAAAUUCAUUGGAAAAGCUGCUUCUUUGGUCCAACCUUCUCAGCAAGUUUCAACUACCACUACUAAUGACCAUACUGCCUCAUUGUGUAGAAAGCAUAACUUAAAAGAUGAAUCCAUCUUAUUUAAUCUAUAAACGGAACGUGGAUGCAAAGUGAUCGGACCGUGUUCUAACACCAUUGUGCAACGUGGGCAAUGGAAAGGUUUGAUAGAAAAUUUUUGUGGCUUCUCUUCUAAAAUUGCUUCUUAAAUCAAUCAGAAUGGGUUAAGUUUUGCUUCCUAUAGGGUAGUUUCUGUAAUAUAUACGGCUAAUCAAGCAGUAGUUGGUAGUUCUCUACAUUUUACUAUGAAAUGUAGAUUUUAGUCUAGUCAUGUUCUUCGCCCAAAGAAAUAAGAUAGAAGGGCAUAGUGAAUAGUUUACACAAUAAAUGAAUGAAGUAUAUGUGUAGUUAGACAAGAUAGAAGCCUUUUCUGGCUUAAAAAUUGCUCAGGAAUUUUGGAAGUUUUUCGUCCUAGAAGACAGGGACCAAUUGAUCUAUUUUUCUUAUA
This is a messenger RNA of Cucumis melo (muskmelon), 5248 nucleotides long. RefSeq names its product lysine-specific demethylase JMJ27. Gene Ontology annotation, biological process: regulation of transcription by RNA polymerase II. Gene Ontology annotation, molecular function: histone H3K9 demethylase activity; chromatin DNA binding; transcription coregulator activity. The transcript is spliced from 16 exons. The record is from RefSeq and is a predicted model, not a curated record. NCBI's taxonomy places the organism in Eukaryota, Viridiplantae, Streptophyta, Magnoliopsida, Cucurbitales, Cucurbitaceae. The coding region runs from base 228 to 3203 and encodes 991 amino acids. Gene Ontology annotation, cellular component: chromatin; histone deacetylase complex.